UUGCCAUCACUAGAGGUCACAAUUGGGCAACGUUUUGUUUACAAAAAAAGUUUAAACUUUUCGGUGGUUUUUCGAGCGAUAGACUGGAUAACCGCGCCGUGAAUUGUGCAGAGGAGUGAGACGCCAGCGAGAAAGACGAGACGAGACGUCAGCGUUGGGUGGCGGAGUUUGCGCAACUUUUUGUGUGUAGGAGCCUGGAGCCGAAAAUAAAACAAAAAAGAAAAAGAAGGAAAAGGAAGUAAGCAAACUAACGGUACCACGGCGGUAAAGGUGCAAGGAGCGAGCGAUAGAGAAGUAGCUAAUGUGGAGCGAGCACGAUAAACGGCAAGGCAGGAAGGAAAAGGAUCCAACUAUCGAGCAACGAAUCGCAACGAAAACCACCUUUAGUUCAAUCAAUUCCCAAAGGCUGGCCAUGUAGUACAGUGGAACCUACCUGUAGAAUAACAGCGACCACUUAACGAACAACAACACACCGAGGUGCCCUUAGACAAUCCAUUUGUACAAAUCAAUAAAAAAAAAAGAAAUUGAAAUUGAUAACUGCCGAAUUUUCUGAACAACCAACGACAAUAAAACGGGAUAUAAACAAAGUGCAAUAAGGACAUAAUCCCAGGAUACAAGGAUACAGCCAAAAUGGGACGCAAAGUGACCGUGGCGGUGUCCACUCUGAACCAGUGGGCCCUGGACUUUGAGGGCAAUAUGGCGAGAAUAUUGCAGUCCAUCCUGGAGGCCAAGGACAUGGGUGCCAGCUAUCGCACGGGACCCGAGCUGGAGGUUUGCGGCUACAGCUGCGAGGAUCACUUCCGCGAGCCGGACACAUUCCUGCACUCGUGGGAGGUGCUGCUGGAGGUGAUGAUGUCGCCCAUCUGCGAGAAUAUGCUGGUGGACGUGGGCAUGCCGGUGAUGCACCGCAAUGUGGCCUACAAUUGCCGGGUGGCGUUUUUCAACCGCCAGCUCCUGCUGAUCCGGCCCAAGAUGGCCAUGUGCGACGAUGGCAACUAUCGCGAGUCACGCUGGUUCACCGCCUGGACCAAGUCCCUGCAGACGGAGGAGUUCGUUCUGCCGCGAAUGAUUGCCCAGCACACGGGCCAGCAGACGGUACCGUUCGGGGACGCCGUGAUAGCCACCAGGGACACCUGCCUCGGCUACGAGAUCUGCGAGGAGCUGUGGAAUGUGCGAAGCAAACACAUCGAGAUGUCGCUGGCAGGCGUCGAGCUGAUCGUCAAUAGCUCCGGCAGCUACAUGGAGCUAAGGAAGGCCCACAUCACCACCGAUCUGAUCCGGAAUGCCAGCUUCAAGGCCGGCGGCGCCUAUCUCUUCAGCAAUCUGCGUGGCUGCGAUGGUCAGCGGGUCUACUUUAACGGCUGCUCGGCCAUCGCCCUGAACGGGGAGCUUUUGGCCCGCGGACAGCAGUUCGCCCUGCAGGAUGUGGAGGUAACGCUGGCCACCAUUGAUCUGGAGGAGAUUCGUGCCUACCGCGUUAGCCAGCGUUCCCGCUGCUCAACGGCUGCCGGGGCGGCCGACUAUCCGCGCAUCCACUGCGACUUUGAGAUGUCGACGCACAGUGACAUCUUCAAGACUUCCACGCCGCCCCUCAACUGGCCGAAUCACACGCCCGAGGAGGAGAUAGCUCUGGGUCCCGCCUGCUGGCUAUGGGACUACCUGAGGCGCUCGGGACAGGGCGGCUUCUUUCUGCCCCUGAGCGGGGGCGUUGACUCCAGCAGCUCGGCCACCAUCGUGCAUUCCAUGUGCCGCCAGAUAGUCCAGGCUGUCCAGCUGGGCGAUGCACAGGUGCUCCACGACAUACGCAAGAUACUGGCCGACACGGAAUACACGCCGGAUAAUGCCGCCGGGCUAUGCAACCGCCUGCUGGUGACCUGCUUCAUGGGCAGUGUGAACAGCAGCAAGGAGACGAGGCGGAGGGCCGCCCAGUUGGCCAACCAGCUGGGCAGCUAUCACAUCGAGAUCAGCAUUGAUCUGGCUGUGAAUGCUCUGCUAGGGAUCUUCAAUGCGGUCACGGGUCUCACGCCCCGCUUCAAGACGCAGGGCGGCUGUGCCCGCCAGAAUCUGGCGCUGCAGAACAUUCAGUCGCGGAUUCGGAUGGUGCUGGCCUACAUCUUUGCCCAGCUGAUGCUGUGGGUGCGCAACCGGCCGGGCGGACUCCUGGUACUCGGCUCAGCCAAUGUGGACGAGUCGCUGCGAGGGUAUCUGACCAAGUACGACUGCUCCUCGGCGGACAUCAAUCCGAUUGGUGGCAUCUCCAAGAUGGAUCUGCGUCGGUUCCUGAUCUACGCCAAGGAUAAAUUCAACCUGCCGGCAUUGGAGGGCAUCAUAGAUGCCCCGCCCACAGCCGAACUGGAGCCGCUGCAGGAGAACGGGGAGCUGCAGCAGACGGACGAGCAGGACAUGGGCAUGACCUAUGCCGAGCUCUCCGAGUACGGACGCCUGCGCAAGCAGUCCUUCUGCGGCCCCUACAGCAUGUUCUGCCGGCUGGUGGCCACCUGGAAGGGCGACCUCAGUCCCAAGGAGGUGGCCGACAAGGUGAAGCAUUUCUUCCGCUGCUACGCCAUCAACAGGCACAAGAUGACCGUGCUGACGCCGUCGGUGCACGCGGAGAGCUACAGUCCGGAUGACAAUCGCUUCGACCAUCGGCCCUUCCUCUAUCGCCCCAACUGGAGCUGGCAGUUCAAGGCCAUCGACGAUGAGGUGGACAAGCUGCAGCCCAUCUAUACGCCUUCGUCGUCGGCUCAGCUGCGUCCCAGCAGCGAGGAUCUGCUUCUCUCUACGCAGAGAUCCUCGCACCUGGACGACUCCAAGCACUCCUCGCCCCUGUCCUCGGCAUCUGCAUCGAUUGACGUGGGCAUAUCGACGGCGGCAGGGGUUCCACUGCCGGGCGCUGCUGCUCCAGGCGGCGGUCUCUCCAAGAAGCCCAGUGGAUACUCCAAGGUGCAUGUCAAUGUCCUGGGCAAGAUCAAAGACCGCACAGGAAUUCCCGUCUAAGAAACCGAACGAACUCGCAAAGCACUGUUAAAAUUAUACAAAGUAAACAUUUUUUUUUUUUACCAAGCUUGAUGUCCUUACUAAAAAAAAAGAGAACAAGCUAAGACCGUAGCGUUAUAUACAUUUUUCUAAGAUCUAAGACAUACGUUUGUUAAAACUUAAUCUAUCAAUUUUAUGUGACUAUGUGCCUUCUAUUGUUCGUAAUGCUCCGCAGUUAUGGUCCUUAAAUCACUCUGAUGAAGUACUGCCAUACCAAGAAAAUUAUAUCCCAAAGAAAGUUUUAUCCUGUUUCCACUUAUAUAUCUCACAUUUUCAUGUUUUCCUUAAAUUACUUAAUUCAUUAAUUAGGGAUUGGUAAAUAAUUAAAUUAGAGCCCAAAUCGUAUUGAUAGCAAGAGUAGCGGUUGGAAUUGAGGGAGUCGUGUGCAGGGGUGACCCGGAAAGAUACUAUAUAUAUAAUUAAUAGUAUCGAUUAAAUUUUAUAACAUUUUUAAAACUCUUUUUUUUUUAAGUAUUUUUUCUAGCAAUUCUAGGUUAAAGUAAAGCUUAGCUGUAGAGCUGGAAAUUAAACCGAUUCUAUAGUAGAUUAAUCGAUUUUUUAAAAUUAUGCUAUAUAAAUUAUCGAUAUACAUUUUCAAAAUCGAUUUAAUCGAAUUCAUGUUUCUCUUUCUGAAACCCCAACCGUUUCUAUGGCAUCCCUGCAUAUGGCAUUGGUACUUUGAAUUGAAUAUAGCUCAUUAAUUGAUAUAGCUCGCAUCUAACCGAUAUAGGAAUUGAGCAGUUCGCCUAAAACUAACUAGUAUUAUGAAUUCCAUAUCAAGCACUCGGCACAACUCUAGCUAAAGUAGAUCACCAUUAUCCUAGGUGUAGUUUAUGAACUUUCCUAACCCCCUUUGAAGGUGUCACAGCCUUCGUAGCGUCUUUUUCCAGUUGGCCUUAUCUUAACGAAAGUCUUUACUCAUGCUCAAAACAAAAUUUGUACAGCAGCAACUUCUUUGGCACUCACUUAUAGUCCUGGGUUCGCUUUGGAUCAUUUUAAUACAUUGGUAGUUCUCAAGAUACUUUUUCCAUUUGUAAAAUCGCUACACUAUAAAACCAAGGAAGCGUCAAUUACAACUAGUGCACAAAGCAUAAAUAUUUAGGAACUAUGUGUAUUAACUUGAAUAUAAAAAACACGCUUUAACAGGCCACAAACCUCAGACCAGAGACCCGAGAAAGGCAUUGAUAUAAUACUAUAUAGUAGCUCGCAGUUGUUGUAUUUGCGAGAUCAAGAGUUAGUUCGACUUUUUUAGGUACUUUAUUAUAUAUACAACAACUUUAUUGUACUCUUGCGUUGAGCACCCAAGAUAUUGGUCGAAAAUGUUGCAACUAUUCAAGUAUUUUGUAUUCAAUAUUUAAAGUUCAUUUGUGGCCUUGACUAAUUGGUUGAAUUCAUGGUGGAAUUAAAUUGGUUUUUAAAUUGGUUUUUUAAAUUCAAGUGAAUGUGGACGAAACCUGUACUAAAAUUGAGUUAUCAAAAGUACAUUUCAAUGACCUUUUCUUGGGUGCCCUUUUUUCUGUAGUAGCAUGUAGGUCUAAAGCACAUUGUGAAUUUGAACACUCGCAUCGCAUCGAUUUAAUGGAACACUGAUUGUAGAGUCUAGGAAAUAUAUACACCAGACAUUUUUGUAGUUUCAA
Molecule: messenger RNA, 4673 nt
Organism: Drosophila kikkawai
Lineage: Eukaryota; Metazoa; Arthropoda; Insecta; Diptera; Drosophilidae
Gene: Nadsyn
Product: NAD synthetase
Biological process (GO): NAD+ biosynthetic process
Cellular component (GO): cytoplasm
Molecular function (GO): glutaminase activity; NAD+ synthase (glutamine-hydrolyzing) activity; ATP binding
Source: RefSeq, a predicted model, not a curated record